UAAAACCAGAUAGGAGAGAGCUCGAAGAUUUUUUCCAUUUUUUUCUUUUUCAAAAUGCAAUAUUUAUCUCCACAAUCGCUUCAAUGGAAAUCAAAUCCAGUAGUGAUUGUAUCGGAGAAGGGUUACGUUUUGAACCCCAAACUACUGAACUUUCAAUUGUCCUCCCUGAGCUCUCCGUAUCGCAGAACUCGAAAUUGGAAGAUUAGAAGUUCACCGGAAGAGAAUGCAGCGAAUUCGAGCGACGGCGGAGAUUUGAAAAAGUCUUUGUCCGGUAUUGUCGGAAAUCAAGUGGAGGAGCUAUUGAGCAGAGAAGAGAACAGAAGUUUGCUUGAUGGUCUGGAAAAAGCUUCGAUGAGAGUGGAUAUAGCGAAGAGAGAGCUCGCAGAGAUAGAGAGACAAGAAAUCGAGGCGAAAUUGCUUCAGGAUUAUGUUAAUAAGCUCGAAUCAAGAGCCUCAGAGAUCGCAGAAUGCCAGCAAGAGAUUGUCGCAGCAAGAUCAAUGGUCGAGGAAGCAGAACGCUCCUUGUCCUUAGCAGAGAACGAGGCAAUCGGAACUUCAGAAAACGGCUAUACGAUUGAUAAAGACAAGGAGAGAGUAGAAUCAGCGAAAGCGGCUGUGGUUGCAGCCGCGGUUGGCACCGUCGCAGAACUCCCUUUUGCUCUUUCUCAGGUCUCGAGCAUCGAGCAGCUUGUUCUUCCCCUUGGAGUAGCGUUUGCAAGCUGUGCAUUGUUUGGAGUCACAUUCAGGUAUGCAGUGAGAAGAGACUUGGAUGAUAGUCAUCUCAAAUCCGGAGCCGUUGCAGCCUUUGGUUUUGUCAAAGGACUUGGUAUGUUGAGCAGAGGACCGCCAUUGGAGCUGAGCUGGGAAAGCUUGGCCUCUCAUGGUAUAGAUGGCGCCGUUUUGGUGUCUCAGAGCGUCUUGAUAUUUGCGUUUGCGUCUAUAGGUUUGGACUUUUGCUUCAAAAUGAAGCUCUUGAGACCAUUUCCUAGCUCUGAUAAGAUAUAGAAGAAGCAAUUAAAAAACAUAUAGAAAAAGAACAAAUUAUUUUAUGUUUUCUAUGGAGACUUUUAUGUAUUUGUUGAAUAUUAAUUAAUUCAAAUGUAAAUCUUUCUUUUU
This is a messenger RNA of Eutrema salsugineum, 1116 nucleotides long. RefSeq lists its product as uncharacterized. The record is from RefSeq and is a predicted model, not a curated record. NCBI's taxonomy places the organism in Eukaryota, Viridiplantae, Streptophyta, Magnoliopsida, Brassicales, Brassicaceae. The transcript is spliced from 3 exons. The coding region runs from base 55 to 1005 and encodes 316 amino acids.